AUGACACCCAAGGGCACCACACUGAAGUUUGUUGUUUUAUUGCAGUCUGCCUGCAGUGCCAUCGAGGUGAACUGUUCUCUGCCGGACCAACCCACCCUGCUGAAGGCUCUGAAUCCAGUCUUUAACCUGAGCGCCAUACGACCUGUCAUGAACAUGGAAACCCGCACCAAUGUCACCAUGUACUUCACCUUGUACGGGAUACUCGGAGUGGAUGAAAAGGCUCAACUCCUGCUCACCUACCUUUGGCAACAUUAUUGGUGGCAGAACGAGUUUGUCAGGUGGGACCCGAUCCAGUGCGGCACCAAUAAGAUUUCCCUUCCCAGGAAGAAGUUUUGGGUGCCAGAUAUUGUAAUCAAUGAAUUUAUGGAUGAAAACACAGCCCCCUAUGUCCCGUAUAUGUACCUGUAUAGUGAUGGUAAGGUGCACGAUUCUCAACCAGUCCGAGUUGUCAGCUCCUGUAACCUCGAUAUCUACACCUUCCCCUUCGAUAUACAGAACUGCACUUUGACUUUCAACUCCUACAUCCACCUUGCGAUGGACAUUAAGAUUGUCUUAGGGAGGUCUGCAGAACACAUCACAGAGCACUCCAAGACUGUGAUGACCACUAUGGGGGAGUGGGAGCUGCUGGAUAUCACUGCGCAAGAAUACGACGGAGGACCUGACGAGAGUACUUUCAUUGAUAAACUUGCAUUUCAUAUCAGAGUGAGGCGUCGGGCCACCCUCUAUGUGGCGAACCUGCUGCUCCCCAGCUGCUUCCUCAUCACGGUGGACCUCUUCAGCUUCCUGCUGCCUCCCCAGAGCGUCGACAGGUCCUCCUUCAAGAUGACCCUCAUCCUGGGCUACACCGUCUUCCUGCUCAUCAUGAACGACCUGCUGCCCGUCACUGGAAACACCAUACCGCUCUUAAAUGUGUUCUUCUCUAUCUGCCUGGCUCUAAUGGUGGCCAGUCUAAUUGAGACUAUCCUCAUCACCAACCUGCUGUAUGGCUCCGCUGACUUCUCUCCCAUGCCUCGCUGGAUCCAAGUGUUUGUUCUGCAAAUUCUGGGCCGUCUCGUUUUCAUGCCUCCAAAGGCUAAAGAACCAAGAGAUUCAGACAAGAAACCCAAAGGUGUGGUGACUCAGCGAAAAGCUGAUGAGGGGCCUAUGGAGAAGAAGGGGCCUGUCGUGGUGGAGGGCAAGGCCCUUCAGGAGCUGAGGAGUCUGGGUAAAGACCUCCAGGCCAUCCGCCUCCAGGUGGAGCAGCAGCUCGGUGGAAGCCAGAGCUCGAAGGAAUGGAUCCAGGUGGGUUACAUCAUUGACCGCCUGCUGUUCGGCCUCUACAUCAUCUUCAUAUCAGUCAGCUUCAUUACCAUCAUCAUUAUUUGGGUGAACUCUUACUAGUGACUAGACAACUGCUGUCUGUUUUAAAGGGCUCCAUUUAUGUAGCUGGUGACUCACAUGCUUGUUGAAUUUUAACCAAUACAUUUUCAUUUUGUUGACUUGUUUGGUGCCAAGACAUUUAUGCAUAUUCUAAAGUUAUUGUAUGAUUGUUAAUAAUAACUAAAGGUGAAAAUAUCACUAUUGGACGUUAAAUUAACUCACCUACGUUAAUUAGAUGUAGUUCCAAGCAUCUUGUGUUAUAUUGUGCUAUUCUAAAAUGGAGGAAACCAUUGUAUA
Molecule: messenger RNA, 1656 nt
Organism: Centropristis striata (black sea bass)
Lineage: Eukaryota; Metazoa; Chordata; Actinopteri; Perciformes; Serranidae
Product: 5-hydroxytryptamine receptor 3A-like
Exons: 10
Coding region: 1-1380 (459 amino acids)
Biological process (GO): chemical synaptic transmission; signal transduction; nervous system process
Cellular component (GO): postsynaptic membrane; synapse; neuron projection
Molecular function (GO): extracellular ligand-gated monoatomic ion channel activity; transmembrane signaling receptor activity; neurotransmitter receptor activity
Source: RefSeq, a predicted model, not a curated record